Toxoplasma gondii ME49 is the source of this 3603-nucleotide messenger RNA. RefSeq names its product DEAD/DEAH box helicase domain-containing protein. Gene Ontology annotation, molecular function: nucleic acid binding; ATP binding. NCBI's taxonomy places the organism in Eukaryota, Apicomplexa, Conoidasida, Eucoccidiorida, Sarcocystidae. The record is from RefSeq and is a predicted model, not a curated record. The coding region runs from base 657 to 3260 and encodes 867 amino acids. The transcript has 8 exons.
CUUCAGCAGACAAGAGGUAUCUUUCUGUGUCUAGCAGCGGUUCCAUGAAGUCACUUGCAGAUCUUGUGGGAAGUCCCAGGGUCGCCGAGUCGCCGCUCGCGGGCUUUUUGAGUGUGCAGCCCCGAAAGAGCCUCGAUUUUCGUUGACUUCCCGCCGGCCUUUUCUUCGCCUUCUGCUUCUGCUUUUGAUUUAUUUUCUUCUGUUGGUAUCUCUGUCGCCUUUGCAUGCUGCUCGCUGUCUCUUCGGCUUCGAUGGAGUUCUGAAAACCCCGCGACGACCGAGUCCUCGGCCCCUUCGACAGCGUUGCACAUUUCGACGAACACACGAGCUGUGUCUCCCCUCUCUUCGCUCAAAGCGACCCCCAUUUCGUCGCCUGCUGUUUCGCCCCCGUUUCUCCUUGUCUGUCGACUUGCACCAUGUGAACACGCAAGACUACUGGGAGUUGGACGAUCUGCUGAGCGUGACUAUGCCAGUCGUCACCAAAGAAUUCGGUAGCUAAAACUGUGGAAUCAAGGAGGCGCCAACCGUCCCGAGGGCGAGUAUUCCCUGUCUGUGCAUCGGACACUCUGUUUUCGAUUUCUUCUGUCUUCCUCGCGCGUAGUAGAGAGCCCCAGAUGCGAUGAGAAGCAUCUCCCUUUCACCUCUGCGUCCUGCGAAUGGCCACUCGUCUCUCCGCUCUCCUUACACCGGGGGGGCGCGCCGUCCCCCCCUGUACGUCCAGUGUCGUCACCCGGCACAGCCGCCCUCGCCCUCGAGUGCUUUUUAGGAAUCGUGCAUGCAUCGGCGCGAUCACCUCUCAAAAGACGCGACCCAACGAAAGCGUCUCCAGGCUCUCUCGUCCCGCGCCGCUCCUCUGUGCCGGGAUGCCUGUAGGGUGGACCUCUCUAGACAGCCGAGACUCUGGCGACGGCUCCGUCGGUCCAUGCGCCGGGGCCUGGAGUCGCUUCGCGUCGCGAGGAGCUCGCUCUCUCCGGCGAUCGCGGACGCAUACAGAGAAGAUUCAACGAGACUCUGCAACGGGGGGGUCGAGCAGAUAUCUCCCGUUCGCAGAGAACGAGGACGGCGCACAGUCUGGGAGCCCAGGAGAACCUCUCGUCGAGGGGUCUCGCGGGGAGACGCAGCCAGGACGAGAAAAAGGCCAGGAAGGGGAGGAGAACUGCCAGACGCUGGAAGCGCCUUUUUGCUGGCGUGCUGCUGACCUUACGCGAGACGAAGAGAGACGAAUGCAGGAUCGCGAAACAGCUUCGUCGGGAUCCACCACGUUGUUCUCCGGUCCCAGCCGCAUCCCCUUUGCGUCUCUCGAAGAUCCUCCUCAGGCCGAUUUCUCAGAUGCUACCCCGGCUUCUUCACCUCCGUUUGCCUCUGUCUCCUCGCGCGCGUCUCCCGCAGCCUCUUCCGCGCCAACAGCCGGCCUCGACUCGUGUCUUUUUUCUCAGUUCUCCUCUCUCCAUCGUUCCCUCCUCAUUCCCCUUCUGAAGGGGGGGGGGAUCGUGACUCCGACAGAUGUGCAGGAGCGCUGCAUUCCGAUUCUGCUUUCGGGGAAGUCUUCGCUGGUCGUCGCGCCUACGGGCAGCGGGAAGACCCUGGCCUGGGCGCUGCCUCUCCUGCAUCGACUCCUGGCUGCUGACACAGAACGUCUCGCGCCGUACCCGCAGCAGCCGGGACUCGUCGUCCUCGUUCCUUCUAGGGAGCUCGCCACGCAAGUUCUGGGGCAAUUGCGGCGCUUCUCCUCGGUGAUCACUUCUGCGGCCUGUGCGGCGGGUCAGUCGUACGUCAAGGAAGUUCGCAUGCUGCGCUCUGGAGUCGACGUGGUGGUGGCGACUCCAGCGCGUCUGCUUCUGCACCUGCACAAGAAAAAUGUGAACAUGCACCGCGUACAAGCGCUCGUCAUCGAGGAGGCAGACACGCUAUGUGACUCGUUCUACGAACAGGAACUCUGUGUGCUGCUCUCCUCUCACUUCCGCCGCUUCCAGGCCUCGCCUGCGGUCGCGAAAGUCGCCCUCGAGGGCCCUGAGCGCGGGGGAGAGCAGGCGAGGGCGGGGUGGUCUUCGUCGCCUCACCAGAGUCAAAACCUUUUGGAAAUGCGGGAGUCUCGUCCCGCGUUUGGCCGGGAAGAAGCUGGCAGAGGGAACGCGGAGGGGUCGAACGAAGCGCUGCUGCACAGAAACGACCUGCAAUUCGUCUUCGUAGCCGCGACAAAGACGGGGGCACUCGCCCGGUUUCUCAAGGACCAACUGAACAGGGUCCACAUCACCAGUUUAUGUACACCCGAUGCACACCUUGCGGCCGCGGGAGUCCAGCAAGUCUUCGUUUCGCUCCACGGCCAGGAUCGCAUGUCCCGCCUCAUGGAAGUGCUGGAAGAGCGAGUCGGAGGUGCAGACGCGAAAACCAUGAUCUUCUGCAACACCGUCAACACUUGCCGGGCGGUGGACUUGACGCUCUUGGAGAAGGGGUACAAAGUCUCUUGUCUGCACGGACUCAUGCCCUUCAAGCUCCGCAAGGCGAGCUUCCAGAAACUCCAGAAUGGUGAUACAAACAUCUUGGUGUGCACGAACGUCGCCUCUAGGGGCUUGGAGGUUGAAGGCGUGAAGCACGUGAUUCACUUUGAUUUUCCGCAAACACUCGCCGACUAUCUCCACCGGAGUGGAAGAACGGCGCGCGGAGGGGAGACUGGACGCGUCACGAUUCUCUUCUCGAAACGAAAUCUUCCUCUCAUUCAGCAAAUCCAAAAUGCGAGCCGCGCCGCCACGUCGCCUCCCGAGUUACGACACGCGACUCCUCGGAUUCGACGAGUUCUACGACUUGAAGAGCGGUGGAAAGAGCUCAUCGACAUGCGAAAUCCGAAGCGCAAGAUCGGAGGCCGCAAGAAGCUUGGACUUCCACCGAACAGAAACACGGUCGGGCCAAAGACAAAGUGGGCUAUCAAGAAGCUUUACUUCAGGAUGAAGGCCAAGGAUCACCUACAGUUCCUGCGCUCUCGUGGCAUUCUCGGGAAAAAGGAGCUGCUACCCCGACACCCGCGGACAUCGAUAGAGCGAUCCGAUGCACAGCAGGCGAUGAAGAUGAUUCGAGGAGACGAUGGUCUACUACAGGUUCUUCCGGUGCGGAGGUCAAAGUUUUUCAUGCUCAAACAAGCCCAAAAAAGCCAGGAAGCGCAUUACGAGAUGCCAGAGACAACUUCACCGAUAGACGGUGGGAGAACGUUCGAGACUCAACGGGCAGCCAAACCUGCCAAGCACACUCGAAAAACGUAUUUCUAGAGUCAGUACCGCCCCGGUUUUCGCGGAACGAUGUAGCCUGCUGGAGAGAGUUCCUCUGCGUUGCACACGUCGCUCCCAGUGGUGUAUAGUUGAAGAGAGACUCCAACACACUGCAUCUUGUCACCAAGUGAAGCAUGGACAGCAGAAAUCCUACCACGGAUGGCUUUGACAUGGCUCCGUCGAGUGCUGUUUCGGGAGCGUUUCAGUGCAGAUUCCGUGAGGAACGGUGAGCCGCGGUCGUCCCUCGUUGUGUGCUUUUUAAUAGGAGCGGGCGCCGCUGCGUUUGUCAGCGGCCAAAGCUUGAAAUACGUUUUUGUUUAGUUGUGUCGAAGGUAACUGAAGG